Messenger RNA from Amorphotheca resinae ATCC 22711, 1277 nucleotides. RefSeq lists its product as hypothetical. The record is from RefSeq and is a predicted model, not a curated record. The coding region runs from base 59 to 1087 and encodes 342 amino acids. The transcript has a single exon. Lineage: Eukaryota; Fungi; Ascomycota; Leotiomycetes; Helotiales; Amorphothecaceae.
CCCAUCUUCCCUACCCAGCGGUCUCUUGAAAUCUGUCCACCAUGCCCCGUCUACAGAUAUGGCGUACGCACCGGCUUCCGCAAACUCCAAGCCCAAUCGUCCUCCCCUAACAUUCCCCCUCUUCCCCCUUCUCCCGCCCGAACUGCGUAUCCGCAUCUGGUCCCUCGCCGCACCGCACAAGCGCGUGCUGGAGAUCCGCUCCUGGGGCGCCGGCCACUACGGCCCCAUCAAGUUCACCACGCACCCGCACUACCUGCCGGUCAUUUUCCGGGUCUGCAAAGAGUCGCGGAUGGAGGCGUUACGGCUGUACAAACGCAUCGAGAUCGGCGUCAGUGCUGCGGUGCGGGUCCCGGGCCGCAGAUACGUGCCGUGGAAUGAGCAUCCCGCGAAUCCGAAUGCGGCUCGCAGCAGGUGGAGGGGAUGGACCGCUCCGCUCCCCUCUGCGGCGCCGCAUGAGCCGACGAGCGUGUAUGUAUCGUGGGAGAAUGAUAUCGUGUACUUGGGGCCGGAGUUCAAAGCGCAGCAUCUGCGGUUGUUCCUUGCGACGAAGGGGGAGGGGAAGGAGUUGGAAGGGCUGCGAUAUCUGGCCUUCGAUCGGAAGCUAUGGAUAGGCGACGCGGAUGGGCGGUGGGAUGGCCUCUGGAACAGUUUGUGGAGUUUGAGAGAGAGGGAGCAUUUGAGGGAGGUCAUCGUGGUGCCGGAUGAUGAAGAGAGGUGUCUGGCUGAUAGGUGGUAUUAUGGGAAGCAUGAGAUCACAAUGGAAGAGCCGGAGCCGGAGGGUCAUGAUGGUCCGCUUGGAGGGCAGAAGCUGGCUACGUUCGUGGAUACUUUGGACGAGUGGUUUGAGAGGUUGUGGAAGGGAGAAAUAAGUGGAGAGGAAGAUCAAGAGGAAGAAGUAGACGGCAAGGGAGAUGAGAGAGACAAAGAGAUGGGCACAGAGAGACCAAGAAGACCCAAGGUGAGAGUGAUGAGCGUGCGGAGGAAUGGACAAAAGAUGAGGGAGUAUACGGAUGGGAUCUCAGAUAUCCAGAAGGCGAUGGGAGAUAUGAGGCUUUGGAAAACCUGGACUCCGCCGGUGAGAUCUUAACCCCUGGCCAAUGACUGACCGGGCUAUACGUUGUGAAGCUUUCUGCUGUGGACAGCUAUGUACGUGUCUCCUUUGUGUUGGAAUAUGACUGCUCUCGUGUUUUUUUCUUCAAUUGUCCUUCUGUGCCCCCGAGUCAAAGGUCCAUUUGUGUUAUGAUAGAAUAACAACGUUGAUCACAAUUCAGCUCGCU